Molecule: messenger RNA, 1858 nt
Organism: Chroicocephalus ridibundus (black-headed gull)
Lineage: Eukaryota; Metazoa; Chordata; Aves; Charadriiformes; Laridae
Exons: 11
Coding region: 57-1538 (493 amino acids)
Molecular function (GO): protein binding
Source: RefSeq, a predicted model, not a curated record
UCAGAGGCAGCAAGUAGGGCUGGGAUUUCAGUCCUGCCUGGAGACUUCAUGGUAGCAUGGCCCUGCAGUUGCUGGCUCUGAGGUUUCUCCUGGUCCUUGUAUCUCUGCUGGCAGCACAGGGCCAGGAAGAACCUGAUCCCAAGGUCCAAGGAGUGCCCUGGGUAACAGAAACAUGCCAAAGGCCCCGGUGGGACUCAAGACUCCGGCUGGCACCAGACCAGGAGAAUUACAGGAAGAACGAAGAAGUGGUGCUGAGUUGCAUUGAAGGUUUUCUGCCGUCCUUCACCCACAUCAAAUGUUCAAGCGAAGUCCAGUCCAUCAGUCAUGGGAAACCUGUAAACAGGGAAGUUUGGCGUGGAAGGAACAACACAAGUGACUGGAUCCGCAUCCGGUCCAACGUGGAGUGCCUUGAGCUCCUCCAGGUUGUCUCCUCCUUGGAGAUUUCCAGCACCAGCAUCAAACUGAACUGGACCUGCAGGCUCCCUGAUGCCUGCCAGCACAUGCGGGCCAGGUGCCGCCUGGCUGCUCCUUCGUCUCCUCCCUGUGAGGCUGAGGAGGUGGAGGGAGAGGAGAUGCUCCACGGCCAGGAGGGAACACUCACCUGUGCCCCUCUGCAGCCCUUCACCGAAUACAGUGUCACCAUCUCCCUGCCCCCCAGCAUGAUUCUUUUCUCAUGGUUGGUUAGGACAGAGGAAACAGUGCCAGACAAACCAGAGAAGCUUUGGCUGGAUCCCAACACAGGGUCCCUCUCAUGGGAGCCACUGCCCUCCUGCAAAGGGGAGAUCAUCGGAUACCAGCUGAACAUCACGACCAGGAGCGCGCAGGAUGGCAGUUUCCUGGAGAUGGAGCGGCUGCGGCUGAGCAGCUCCGUCACUGAGCACCCGCUGCCUCAGCACAGCCCCGGCAACAGCUACGUGGUGGCGAUCCAGGGAGUCACGGCCGUCGGAGCCGGGGCUGCGUCGCUGUGGGAGUUUCAGACCAACAGCCCAGACACUCCGCACCCUCUCGACACCAGCUGCCGCAGCAUCCAUGUUAUCUCCCCAUCCCAUGGGACAGCUGUGAUCCCACUCCACCCCAUCGCCCGUCCCCCCGAGGCGACGAGGGAGCACCAGCUCAUCGUGGCCGUGGCCCACAACGGCACGGCGCUGGAAGGUGCCUGCCUGGGGGAGCCGCAGCCCUUCAACGCCAGCCAGCAGCCCGCCACCUACGUGGCCGCCGUGCUCAACCUCACCGGCCCCAUGGACUUUGUGCUGGGCACCGGGACCCACGGGCAGGGCUACCACAACGCUGCCCUUCAGCCGGGCUGGGACUACAUGGUCCUUCUGCGCCACGUCCACCGCUCACAGCAGGCAGAGAAGUUCACCUGCGUCUGCUACAGCUUCUCUGUUGUUGCAGGGCUGCAUCCGUCCCCAUGGCGUGGGACUGUGAUUGGGAUGGUUGUGCUGCUGGUAGUCCUUCUCCUGUCUGCAGGGAUCCUGUGGUUUGUGCUUUCCAGGAAAAAGAAGUCUUUGCCCAGCACAGCUAAGGAGGAUAAUUAAAAAGGUAAAGAUGUCCAGGCUGGAGAUCAGUCACUCCCGCCCUUGUCCAGGACCACAGGAGACAUUCAGAGGGACUGGAGAAGAUGAGGAGCAUGACCCCGUCUCAGUGCUGACGGCUGCCAGGCCCCCUGGCUCUCCUGUGACUGUGACCACCACUGGGGUCUCAUCCAAUUCAGCAGAGCAAGAGGAAAACAGGAGGCCAAGGGAGGUUGUGAGCUUUUUAUUUCCUCACCCUCUUCAACUCCCAGCUUUCACUUACCGCUGUUUUAAGACCCUUGAAUGUGACUUUCAGUAGUUCCUUUUUUUUUAGGCUUUGCUUU